AUGCUUUUCUUAAUGUUUUCGCAGCAUAUGUUGAUGAGUUUCCGCGUGUCUGAACUACAGUCACUUCUCGGUUUUGCGGGUCGUUCAAAGUCGGGAAGAAAACAUGAGCUCAUGGGUCGGGCGCUUCAAAUGUUAAAAGGCGAAGGAAAUCAUGCCGUUCGAAAGAAACUGAGGGAGUUAUACGAAAGACGAUGUGGCCCACGGAAAGUUGUUGCUCCUCUGCCGCAGCUUCGAACAGUUAUUCCAGCGCCGGUACCAUCGCAACGGCCAUCGUCGAUAAAUUCAGACACGAGCGGGGUUCCCGUCCAUCCGGAUGUUCGACUCUCUCGCCUUCCUUUCUUUGAACAUAUCGACGAUUUGGUAAGACCAACAAGCUUAGGUAAGUUUUAACUCUACAAUUUGCCGUUGAAGAUAAAGAUUUUCUUCAUUCAUCUUAUUUUUGCCUCUAAGCAAUAAAUUGUUAUUUCCAGCUUAGCUUAUGAUACGACUUAAUUUUUUGAAGAUUUUCUUUGAUGCGUAAUGUUAAAUUGUUUAUUCAUCAGGGCAAAAAUACUCAUAAUAUCCACGUUUAAUCGCAUCAGUCUUGUCUUUUAAACUUAUUCCCUUUGAAUACAACUAAAAUUUCGAUGAAUUGUGGAGGCGAGUUAUAUUUAUUCUCUGAUCUGAGUUAUUGUCCUCCUUUACGUGUAAAAGCAAUAAGCUUCGCUGAACCCAUGUUUUGUUUUUACGACGUUUACUUCGACAAGGAAACAGCUGAGUUUCUUUGUUUAAAUUGUACUUUAGAACAAUUUCUUCUUCGAAGAAUCAUGCUUAAUUUACAAGUGUGCGUUGUCUAAUUUGUCUUAUGGUGCUGAAUGAUUGUAGCAAUAUAAGCUUACUAAUGCUUAAUCGAAGGUGGUGCUCUGUUAACAUGUUUUGAUGCGUUUAUAUACAGUUGUUCUGGUUUUUUAUGCUUCACUUGUGUUGCAAAGGGUUGGAGAUGUUCAAAAUUACUUGUCAACAAGUUAGUCGUAAAAAUUGAUUUUAUCCGUUUGUGUCUCGAGAGAUGUACUCACUGAUUAUCAGAUUAGAUCAUUUCUUAUACAAUCCUCUGCCAGUAAAAUCUGUGUCAUGAAUUGACAUCAUAAACAGAGAAUGAGAAGUCAUUACAUUUGUUCAGAGUUUUAUCAGUUUUGCCUUUAGAUAGUUAGGUAUCAGAAAGUUUUACUUAAAACGAUAUCUGGAUCACGCUAAUUACAAAAUGGUGAAACUUUCGAUCUAAAGAAUGAGGAAAAUGAACAGGGCAUGCGUUGAUGGCAAAUUUGAUGCUGAAUACAGCACUUUUUGAUAUUUUGCUUGAAGACAGUGGUAGUCGUUACACUAGCACCUAAAUAAGCUAAGAAAUAUUUCAAGACAAGUAAAUUUUAAAUUCUUCAAGUAAAAGGAAGCUUCACACAAACUGUCUUCCUUACUUCAUGUUAACGUAAGGCUAUUUUCCUAUGCAACAUAAUUAAGAUUGAUUGAUAUGCUUCGCCUGUCUCUAAGCUCAAGAAACCGCAAGUUUGCUAAUUGGGUUUUAAGGAUGGUUUUCAAGUCACUUGACCCUUUCUUGAAUCGUUUCAACUUUACGACUUUAAUGAUAUGCAAAGUAAAAUAAAGUUCUUCAUAUUUUACUUAGGCCUUCAUGCACAUAUCUUUGGUUAAGUAAAACUUAGUAGCUCUUAAGUCUUACUUAACAGCCUAGUGUAAAGAAAGCGAGCAUUUGACGUGGACGGAAUUUAACAAAAAAGUGCCGUAAACUUCUAUAAAGCCAUAAAAAAGAAUCUAUAAGCAUCCAUAAUACUCCAAAACGAAUCUCACUCAUACCUAUUUAAAAGAAUGAAAGAAGCAUGCUGUUUCAUGGAAAUGGGACAAGUUUAACACUUCUUGAGGCGUGUGUCUUCCAGCACACCGGAACCCGUGUAUCAGUACCAAAGUAAUGGGUGAACCUUGUAUAAGAAUUGUAUUCCAUACAUUCUUUAAUGUCCGGGGCAAACAAAAUCAUUAUUAAAUAAUGACAAAUUUUGUUCUACUACAUUGUUCAUUUGGGUUAGAGUGUUAGGGUUUCACUGCAUACAUGGCAACUCUUCCUGACUAUCUAUAAAUCUCCCAGAUACAACACGGAUCUCCUUGUCUCUUAUAUGGGUUACUAAAGCUCCUAAAUGCAAAAGGCUUGGAGGUCUUCUAUUCUGUAGCCAGAAAUUUACUCCUUACAAAGAUCAUCUCUAUCAAGUUAUAGUUUAAAAACAAAUGCUGACAGUCCAUAUUUCACAUAACACUCCAUAAUUAUAAUGUCCCAAGCCACACCCACAUAAUUCAGAGACUGAUCAAGUCAAUUUGUGUUAGGGGUGGCUAGUUCCCAGAAGGUCACAGUUCUCAAAACUCUUGGAGUUUAAGCUCUAAUCCUCUGAGUUUGAAACAAGGGUCUGAAAGAAUUAAUUUAUAAAGUAGUGGCCAAAGGGAAAAUGCUGUGAUCUUUAAUGAAAUUCACUCUUAACUGUUAUUAGUUUAAGGAAAUGUGUGGAGAUCAGUCUGAAGAAUGCAUAAGUAGUUAUUGGGGUUAAAGGGUUCUUUAAAUAGUGAUUCAAAACUGAGGCCUGGCAUUGAAAUUUCAUUGCAAUAAUAUACACUUUUUGAAUUAAAACUAUCUCUUGAGAUGAUUGUGGCUAUUGCAUGGCCAUUCAAAGCCUUUAAUAAAGUUUUGAUACAUCUUUAAAUGUCAUUACCUGGUUAUUGUCAGUGAUAACUUCCCUUUUUUCUUUGUAGUCCCACGUGGAAUGUCACAAUUUCAAGAAGCAUAUGUCAUGUUUCAUUUGACACCAAGCCAAGUACAACUUAUAAGUAAUUCAAGGUGAGAUUUAAAUGAGGCAAGUGAGUUCAAUAUUGAAGUAGCCACUGGUAUCAAUUAAUAUGAUGAUAGUAAAAUGUUUGUGUGCAUUUAAUUCAGUACUUGUCGUACCAAAAAUGCUGGGAUAAGUUCACAGAUUUAGAUGGGGAUGCUUAUUUGUUGGGGGUGCUUAUGUCACUUUCUAAAUUUUGACCUUAAAAUAACAUUGUCUAAAUUUUGAGUAAACACAUUGUAACUAAUCUAGAACAAAGAUCUUAAAAAGAACAAACACAAAUCUGAGCGGUCACUCUCAAAGUUAGGUCAUCUAAGUUGCAGUUUCCAAAUCUUUAUAUUCUACUUCUUUUGCUGUACAUUUUGCUUUUUUUUCCUUUGUUCAAAGACGUUUGGGGAGACAGUUUAAACAGGGGCAGUUACUUUUAGUUUCAAAGCUGGGAGGCAAUAAUUAGAAGGGGAUACCUGAACUAGCAGGCAGCAACUUUGCCACUUGCGGUGGAAUAUCUGUUGCUUACUCAACACUAACCAGGCUGAGUAUAGGUCUAAUAGUAAAUAAAUAAAAACCAUACGACCAUACACUUUGACUGGAUGCUUACUUAAAGGAGGACACUUCUUUGAGCAUUUACAGCACUUGACAGUGAUUAUUUGAAGUACUAGUACUUUUUUUGCUAAUGUGCAUAAUGCUUAUUUUUUAAGGGAUACCCGGCCAAAUUCUAGGAAUGAAUAUACAGUACAAGUGCUACUGAGGUUCGUGGACUGAAAAGUUUUCUUGUUUAUUAUUAUCAGCAUUAGCAUUGCAAAGAACUAUUUUGUCAUAAUAAAAAUAAUGCUUUCUUGUUUUGUAGAUUUUGUUUGUUUGAAACAAGUUGUGAACAAGAGGACCACUUUCCUUCAUCGCUUUGUAUCAAAGUUAAUGGGAAGAUAUGUCCAUUACCUGCUGUAGGUUUUACACUUGUUUUACCUUGUUCAACAAAGUAUUGUUAACAUUGCUUGUUUGAAAAUUGGCUUGAUAUCUCAUUCAUCAUUAUAAUGUAUUAUUGCCAUCAAGCCAUCCAAGCGAAGACCCGAGGAUGGUGAGGCGGCAGCAGAAUAGAGCCGCGCAAGACUGGGCAAUAUGCAGAAAAGUUCUCCAUCGAGCUUCAAAAAGUGUAACCCAGUAAUUUGUAACCCGUAACCAUGUAACCUGAUCUAAUGAAGAUUCCCCUGAGACCAAGUGGUAUAGCACCUUUUCAAAAUAAUAAUCCAUGCAACAGGAUGGGACCAAGAAACCUUUAAAUGUUGGAAAAAAGGAAUCCAUUCCUAUGGAAAAUAUGCAUGAAUUGCUUGUUGGCACUCUACCUAGUUAUAUUAUUUUGCAUUCUGUAAUUCCAAGAAAAAAUCCAUAUUAACCCAAUGGAAGGGUUUUGCUCUAUGACCUCUGUUUUUUUUUAUUGGCCCCCAAUGUACCCCCCUUACCCUCCAGGUAUCUUAACUAAGAUACCAAAUUCAGGGUUGUCAUUAAGAGCUGCGGGCCGGGGAUUUUCCCUGGCUACUAAGAGAGUGGCCCCUGGCUACUUUUAUUGGAAAAUAGAAGAAAAAUAAAACCAAAAGAAAUCCCUAGCCAUCUGAUUCCCUGCCUACUUGUUGUAUUUACCUGGAAACUUGAAAUCUUAGUGAUAACCCUGUAAAUUGAUCAGUGCCCUCUGUGCAUUUAUCAGUCAUCUUCUAUGUGGUUUCAAUUAAUGAUAAAACCAAAUUAUUUCCUACAACAAUACAUUCUAUCAAUAUCUUUGAAAAUGAAUGAUAUUUUCAAUGAUUUGUGAACUUGACAUUUUUACUUUCAGGGGUAUGCCUCACAACACUGUAAUCCAAAUAAUCCAAAUGUUGAACCCAAGCGACCCAGUAAACCUAUUAAUAUAACACCGCUAUGUCGACUGUCACCAACGGUUCCAAAUAACAUUCACAUUUCAUGGACACCAAAGUUUGGACAGGUAUGGACAAACAGAAACCUUUUAUUGAUAAAGUCAUGUAACCAUUAGAGUACGAUUGAUGGAUUGACUGUCUACUGUUAAAACUUGUGGUUUAGACAAAUUUGUAAGGAGUUUUUCAGUGUGGGGAAUUUUUAAUUGGGUCUUGGGGUUUAAACGGGACAAAUUUUUCCCAACAAUUUGAUUAGAUCUAUAUGUUUUUCAGAUAGACAAUUCCAUUUUUUAAUUUUGUUAAGGACAGUUUUAAGCCCUUGGUUUUUGGAAUGAAAACAAAGAAUUUUCCUGAUAAUUGAAUUUUGCUUUACCUAUGGUGUUAGAUUAUCGAAUUUUUUAUUAAUGAAUGAAUAUAAUCUUGAAUGUGAUGAGAACAAAAGUAUGAAAAUGCCACAAAUUAUAGUUUGUUUUUCUGACAGAUUGUUUUUCUAUUUUAUUAAUUUUCUUCAGAGGCAUGUGAUAACAGCAAAACUUGUCACAGCAGUCACAUCCAGUUGUUUGAUUCAAAGACUAAAAGCAAAUGGCUACAGAAACCCUGAUCACUCAAGAGCACUAAGUAAGCUGUGUUAUGGAUUUAUUAUGUAACAGACUAUUUUAUUUAAUAUUUGAAGAAAUGAAAUUGAUCAGAAGAAUUUAGAUAGCAUCUUGUCAUAAUAGCAAACAAAAUAGAAUCUGGUUUUUGUUAAUUGCCAGUAAAUGCGCAAUAAUAUUAAAAGUGUAACAAAAACUAACAUCUGUGUCUGUGUAUUACGUACAUGUAGUGCAUGUAAUAAGCUUGCAGUUUUAAAGUGAUAUGUAUCAAACAUGAGUCACAGUGUUUCAUUUGGAUGAAAUGCCUAUGUUAAGUUUAAAGGCCCUAAAGUCCUUUAAGACUGCAGUUUGUGCUGGAACAUCUUAGAAAUUGUUGCUCACUUAUUCAACUCCAGUUCUUAAGUGGCUAAUACGACAAAGUAACUGGAAGAAACUUAGCAACAAAAGAUAGAAAAUAAAUAAAUAAAAAUGAUCGUUGUUGAUGCAUUGACUUCUUCGCUAAUAAGAAUCGAGUCCUUGAAAGUCCUUGAGCCUUUAGACCAAAAAUCGUGAACCCAGUACCUGUGGUAGUUGCCAAACUGUAAAUUAAAGCCAGUUUUGAGGUACAAACAACCCUUAAUUAUGAUUUUGUUAAUAAAUAUACUAUAUAAACUUUGUUGUUUAAUAAAUUUCUAGUAAAAGAAAAGCUGGCACAUGAUCCAGACAGUGAAGUAGCCACCACAAGUUUAAGAGUGUCACUUCUAUGCCCAGUGAGUAUUAAGGAGAUAUCCUUAUAGAGGAGAUCUUGAUGUUCAUGAUCUGUUUGCUUUUCUUUUUCAAAGUUAUGUUCUGUCAGAAAUAGGAUCUGCAAGUAACAUUCUCCAUUGGAGUUGUUUAUCCAUUGACUUCUGCUGUUUAACACAAUAGGGAAGUCAUAUUUCACCAAUGAACAGCUUUGAUCUUGAGAAGAAAACACACUUAUCAAGUUUCACUGACAGAGGUGCAUGACUGAAGGACCUGUAGCUGAAAAUAAUAUGUGUUAGGCAAAAUAUGAUUUAUUUUUAGCAGGAUGCACAACAAAAGCUUGAGUAGAACCUGCAAAUGCUGGAUUUUUAUCAAAUGGAUUGUUGAAUUCGGCUUAAGCUUGAAUUUUCAGGAAAGUUUUCUAGAAUCAGUAUGGCUUCAUCAUAAUUAUGACAAACACUUCAUUUUCUGUUUUACUUUCUUGUUAGUUUACAACAUUACAUUACUGAAUCAGAUCCACACCUGGAUUCACCCGAGUAUCACAAACUUGUGUCAAGGAAUUUGGCAAAGUUUUUGAUAAUGAAAGAACAUUGCCAAACAUCACCAUGCUACAACAUCCAACAUUGAGCAGCAGAGAUAAGGAUUUGUUUCUUUGAAUAUACUCUCACAUUGAUUGUUUACAAGUUUUUGUGUUGCUGUUUCAGCUUGGCAAGACUCGCAUGACUCUUCCAUGCAGGUAACUUUCAAUUUAUUAUUACAAAAUGAGAUGUUUCAGAACUCCCUUAUAUCCACAUGUCACUGUGUUGCUGCAUGUUUGCAUUGCAUCAUGUGAGGAGCUUGCUUCUACUGAUUGCUUUAAAUUAUAAUCUUGAAUCUGAAAAAGGAAUGUUUGCUUAGGAAAAGGCUCUAAAAAGUCUUGAAUUUUUCACCAAAAAAAUCUCCACAAACCUGAAAUCCUCCGUACAGUGUAAAACAGAGAACCAACAGUUAAGUCAACCUACAUAUGGCAUCGAUCAACAGGGAGACGUGUGCUGUCACCACUGUGCCAUUCAUCUUCCCCCUGAUGCAUCAAAGUGUACCUCCAUGUGAAAAACUCACAACAAAACUGAUGAAAGAGUAUGUUAUCAACACUACCCACACCAUAACUUGGCUGAUAUCAAUAUUAUCUCUUUCCAUGCUAGUGUUAAACAACUUAAUAUACAACAGUCAGAUUUAAUUGAUCAUCAAACUAUCUUGUAUUUUGUUACUAGGGCGAACACAUGCAACCACUUGCAGUGCUUUGAUGCAGCUCUGUUUUUACAGAUGAAUGAAAGGUAGGGUGUUCUGUUUUUUUUUUUUUUUUUUUUUUGUAACCAUAAUUUGAAAUUAGGAAAAGAAAAGGAUACUGGUUUGAGAAUCUUCAAACCAAAGGAAUCAAUAGUGACAGCUAUCCUAUUCUCAAUACAGGACUCAACUCCCUUUAUAAAGCAGACUUUGUAGGUAUCUCAAGUUAGCACCCUCAUCAGCUAGAGUCCGUAAUAGCAAGAGUUUAUUUCAGUCACACAUCUGUAAUUUAUUUUUGGCCCAGGAUUUAGCUGCAAUCCAUAUUGUUGGAUGUCUGUUAUAGCCAGAUGUUUACAAGGCGAGAGUUGACUGUAUAGAAACCAAACAAUACAUGAUGAUUAUUUUAAUGAGAUGUACAUCAACUAAUGACUAACUUAAUUAUUGUACAAAUUCAUGACUCGACUUGUAACCAACUACUCUUGUUACUGUCCAGAUUGUGUUGUAUUUUCCUUUUUCCUUAUUACUGGCAAUAAUCUGGUCAAAAUACACUUUGUAGGAAAACAACAUGGAUUUGUCCAGUAUGUGACCAGAAGGCACCAUUUGAAAAACUAGUGUUGGAUGGGUAAGAUCCUAAAAUUUUUAGGAUGUUUAAUGUUUUCACCCUUGCUUUUCUUUUCAUGGCAAUCCAUUCCUGUCCCAUUUGUUGUGAGCAUUGAAUUCUUUUAUGUAGUCUCUACUGUGCUGUGUUCAAAAUAUAAUGUCUGACAUUGUUAAUAGAGAUCUGCAUAACAAUAAUUUAUUGAUCCAUUCAGUCUUGGAGAUUUUGCCAAAAAUGCCUUUUGAAGCUAGUUGGGCUGACAUCUGGUUGCUGCCCAGCCAAAACAAACCAAAACUACUCAAAAGGCCAUAAUACAAGUCAACCACUUAACAGUCUUCUGUUCUUGAUGUUACGUAAUCAGCUUUUGAAGUUCGGACAUGCACAGAAAGCAAAAUUUUGAGAUUGUUUCUGUGGUUUAAAGUGGCACUUUCCCCUCAUCUUUGACUUUUUCAAUUGUUGGUGUUGCAGAUUGUUUAAGGAGAUUCUGGAAGCUUCACACUGUAAUGAAAUUUGUUUUUAUGAAAAUGGUUCUUGGAGACCCAUAAGUGACCAAGGUAUUUAUCAUGCAUUUGUACAUAACAAGGUUAUACCGUAAAAUUCCGAAAAUAAACCCCUCCAUGUAUAAGCCCCUCCAAAUAUAAGCCCCCCAAAACUGUAAUGCAAAAAACCCUCCGUUAAAUCGCCCCUCCGAAUAUAAGCCCCCCGGGGGCUUAUACUCGGAAUUUGCCCUCAAAUACAAAGUAAAACAAAGCAAAAAUGGUAAAUUUCCUUCCCACUACAAGCUAGCCCUAUCGAUUUUGAAACACAAAUUUCCCUUCGUACAUAAGCCCCCCCGAAUAUAAGCCCCCCCCCCCCCCAAAAAAAUAAGCCCCUCAAAAAGGGCCUUUGAAAAAUAUAAGCCCUUAUAAGCUUAUUUUCGGAAUUUUACGGUAUUGAAUAAUAACGUAAUCCUUUGGAGCCAAUUUAGAAGAAAAUAGCACAUCAUGCUGCUGAAAAUUCACGGUGAUAACUUGAUAUUUACAUUUGUACUGGUUAGGGGUUUUCUUAUGAUAUUUGAUUUCUUUUGUAAAUUUUUUAUUAUUCUAAUUGACAAAUGUGCCUCUCUUCAUUCCUAAGAAAAUGAAAGUAAAAGAGCAGUCAGUGCUUUGGUCUCCAACACAGUACCCUCACCAGAAAGAAGUUCCAGUAGUAAAGUACAUGUUGAAGGUUUGUAAUCUGGCAUCACACAUACCUUUUGUUCCUGUUGUAUUAUAUACCCCUCACCUGUUAAAAUUUCCUUUAGCUGUACAGGUGGGAAGCCAUAUAAUUUAUUUUUCUGGUAUAAAUCCUAAAUCCUAAAUCACAGGAAGGAGCAUGAUAUAGUUUUAAGAUAGACUGGUAGGGGUCGUCCUUCUUUCCUUCGAGCCAUAUGCAGCGAGCAGUAAAGUAAAUUAAUGUUAAAGAGGAGGAGAGAUUGGGGCUAAGAGAGGAAAAAGUACUUCCCUUGGGCUUCUAUCCUUGUUCAUCUUGGUUUGUCCACACGCUCUUCACGCUUGCCCUCAGUCUUCUGUUACUCAAAAGAAAUAUAAGAGACUGCUUACAGAUAAAGUUUUAGGACUGUUUUUUUUUCUCCUUUCAGGGUAAGGAAAAAGUUUUUGGAGACUUGUCCAAUGCACAAGAUCUUUUUAUUUUAUUGUCGGUCCAUACUCCAGUGAAGAAGACAGCAUAUUCCAAUUUUAUUCAUUGCAACUUUUUGUUCAGAAUUCAAAGACGUAAAAUUGCAAUGUACUUGGUAUCGCAAUGUCCAUCAUUAUAUAAUUACAGUAGAAUUGAAUGUAAAUGCAGCGGUAGAGAUCUGUGAAAGUCAUUCCUCGACAAUGUUAUUGUUAUCUUGUGUUUUACGUGUAUACUGGCUGGAUACUGUUUUUUAAUGUUUGUUUGUUUGUUUUUCAUCUAAAACACUGCUUCCUGAUUAUUUAGCUUUUCAUCUGAACUGCCCUUCUCCGAAAUACGAUUUAAUUCCUUGUCAAUCUCUGAUAAUGUGUGUCACAAUCUAAAAGGACCAUUAACUUUUUGUCCAUCUAGCUCAAUCACAGCAACCUGAAAAGAAAAAAGAAAAAGGUGUUCAAAUUAUCGACCUCACUCUGGACAGCGACAGCGAGAGUGAUAGGGAUGAUGAAACAGAAACAGAAGACCAAGAUUACAUUGACAGAAGAGGGUUAAAUACACCAAGGUAAAGCACUCAUACUUGUCUCAGCAUGUAUUUUAAUGCAGGCCAACCUUUUAUUAGGGAUCCCAUAUUAUGAACUACCAUUUUGCCAAAAUAACCAAAAUCAAUCUUCCUAGUCAGAGCACCUUAGUUGGAGUCACUUUCAGUAGGCGGGUGACCUUCAAAUCUUAACCCUCUCAAGUCCCAAUACAUACACCGUAUUCCACUGGAAACACAAGUAGAUUCCACUGCACUCUCUACAGCACCGUCUCUAACUCUCUUCGUGAGAGACAUAUGGAAGUGAUGCAAGCAAGGCUGACACCCUUGAGCCAAACGACUGACCUCUGACCACGCCCGCGCUCUUUGUUGCUUGACUGUGUUAAAUAAAUAUUUUAUUUAACACAGAAAAAUACAUUAAAUAUUUUAUUCAACUUCAUACAGACUUCCGGUAACUGCAAUGGAAUCUAGUUGUUGACGAGUGGAAUCUGGUGGAGUAUAGUACGCAUUUUUUUUUCCAAGAGUUAUCAGCAUCACGUUUCUCCCAACAUUACCCAUACACAAGCAAGGGGAGUUAUAAAAAUGAUGACCCAAUUACAAAAUAUUUUGCUGACGUUUUUUGGCAACUCCCUCCCUCCCUCUCCCCGAUUAUAACUAGUGAAAGUCUCCUAAUAUAUUGUAAUGUGUAUUUUACGUGUUUUCGUUGCCUUGUGAUUGCAGGCCCCCUGUGAGUAGCAUGAUUCCAAGCAUGAAAAAUCCACCAAGUUUAAACUCCAUGGCAUUUUCUUCUGCACCCAACACUAUGCCAGGAUCACCGCAUGCAUCGUCAUUGUUAAAUCCAAACUUCUUCCCUCCCCCUCUCGAUUUUCCGUGCCAAAGUAAGUAAUUCCAUUCUGCUAUUUUACAUUUUAAAAACAGAUGAUAAUACGUUUCUAUUCCUCAUCGUCUACCUUGCAUUAAACCGCUCUGAAUUUUUAAACAAACCCUUAGGUACAUUGUAGGCGUUUCCUUUUGCAAAGCGCAUGAGGUUUGAGGAAUCAUGGGCACAAAAAGAGAUACUGAGAGCUAAAUUGGACAGACUUCUCCUCCACCCCGAUCGCCAACCACUCCUUUUUACUUUGUUUUCUCUUUCUAUUUUUUUGCAUCCUAUGCUUUCUCUCCCUUCAUGCGCGUAAAAACGAAUGACUUCCACGCAGGCUUCAAUUGAGGCUACUUUCCUACGCAUUCGUUUUCAAAUCGACACAAUGUAUUCUCAUGACUUUGCAGAGUUAACACGAAUCAGAAGACGUUCUUAGUUUAAACGCCUUCUAGUAGUCUCUUCGAAUCCGGGGGCAUGACAAAAUAAGACCCCGGGACUGGGGUCAGUUACAACAGAGAACUUGUCUAGUACCUGAGCAAGUGAAAGGUUAGAACGAACUUAUUACAGGGCGACAGACUUCAGUUUCAGUUCUACAGCCUGGUCUGCAAGUUUACCGUCAAACUUCUUCGUACUCAGAUUUCAGGCUUUCUCUCCCAGGAUUGUGCGUACAAUAACUGAAUAAUUAAAAGUUUGCCCAUUAAUUUGUUCUUUUUCUUUUUGUUAGAUCUUGAUCUCGACUUAUACCAUCUGCUUCCGAAUGAACCACCGCCGCCGGUAAGUCCAACACACGUGACGUCUUGUGAUUAUAUCGUUAAUCAUCUUGAACAUCCAAGGCCUGCAAAUAAUGUUCUUUUUAAAACUGACGUGUCUGCCACCAGUUCACCGUUAUUGUCAGUCAAACCAGAUAUCAGCACGCAUACUUAAUUAAUCUUCAAAUCUUCAGCCACAUUAUGAUGGUGUUCAGCACAGGCACCCCAAGCUCGCGAGUGAGAAUGGUUGUUGCGUUACAGAAAUAUUAUAAAGGUUUGAAAGAGGAUAUUAGCGAUCUUCAUUUGGGUAUCAGAAUUUCUUACCCAGUCUCCUUGUUCUAUCUGAACAACGGCAGAACUCAAACUCGCUGGAGUUGCUGAACUGCUUAUUUGGUUUUGCGAACCAUCUCGGAGCCUGGAACAGGCUAUGUUUACCUUGGAAAUCCUAUUCUCUAAACAUUUGCACCUUUUGUUAGCGACCACCUGUAUCCAAUAUGUCGAAAUUUUCCCCGUCGAAGCCUUGUAGUUGAAACCUACGCCUUCAAGCGCGCAUAUUUGUGUUUGAAUCAACAGCUUUAAACUGGAAGCGUCGAAAUAUGUAGGAUGUCAUUCAUGGUUGUAUUUGUUUGUUUUCCACAGUAUAUGUAUCACGGGUUUCUUGGGCCUCACACAUCUUCAAAUGUUAUUCAACUGGACUGACUGCGUGGAUUUCAUUGACCAACGAAGAAGUCGGAAAAGGUCUCUUUCUCGACUUAUCCAAUUCCCAGGAAAUCACGCGAAGGAAGGAAAAGAAGAUUUCGGUCUUGGAAUUAAACUGGAAAGUGCUAGGCAGUAACAACUGCCCUUUGUUUCAAUGAACAAGAGAACGAGGAAAAUUCCAUCUCCCUUCCUCCUGUCGGUCCCUGUUUGUUUCAUGGAGCACUGAUGCCUGAAGAAUUCAGACUGUCAGAAAAAUUUAACAGUGUACAGUAACAGCAAGAAUACAUCAAUUCCCUUGUCUUUGCUCUGCUUAUUUAACAGUUUCAUUACUGUUUUUUACAGUACUUUUUAAAUUUACCCUGUGCAAAAUCGA
Molecule: messenger RNA, 12801 nt
Organism: Porites lobata
Lineage: Eukaryota; Metazoa; Cnidaria; Anthozoa; Scleractinia; Poritidae
Source: the annotation of a GenBank genome assembly